Messenger RNA from Motacilla alba alba, 1020 nucleotides. RefSeq names its product basic salivary proline-rich protein 2-like. NCBI's taxonomy places the organism in Eukaryota, Metazoa, Chordata, Aves, Passeriformes, Motacillidae. The transcript is spliced from 2 exons. Bases 1 to 1020 code for a protein of 339 amino acids. The record is from RefSeq and is a predicted model, not a curated record.
AUGGAAGCCGGCGUCCCUGCUCCCGGCUGGCGCGUGACUCGGCAGCUGGAUCCAGCAGGACAAGGGCAGCUGCCACCGUUCCACCAGGGACCUUCACCUCGCCUGGCCCCGCGUGGGGAGGAGGACGGGGACGACCACAGCGAGGACAACUGCGAUGAUGACAACGCCAACGGGGGCGAUGCACACCAGGGGCACCCCAAGAAGGCGCAUGGAGUGUGCCAAGACACGCCGCUGCCAGCCACCAGCUCCGGGUGUGCCACCGUGGGGACAGCCACGGCCGUGCUAUCCCUGAACCCCACGGAGCCACACGGCGCUGCGAGGUGCAAGUCCCAUGAAUCACCCCAAACUCCCCGAGCUCGCUACCACCACGAGGAUCUCACCGUGAUGCCUGGGGCCACGUGCACAGGCAUUAGGCGUCCCCAUAGCUACCCCUGUACCAGGGACCCCCAGGAAGGGCCCCCGGUGGGUGCUGCCCCCAAUACCAGGCUCCCCAGUAGCCCCGUGGUGCUGGAAGCCGCUCAGUGUGCUGGGGCUGAAACACUCAGCUCUGGACACAACCCCUUCAGGGCCGCUGCUCGCUCAGAAACUGCGGGGGGCAGGGACAGGCCCCUGCAGCAGCCCCCCAGGAGCGGGGUGCCCCCCGAGGCAGGAGCGGCCGCCCCCAGGAGCGGGGUGCCCCCCGAGGCAGGAGCGGGGUGCCCCCGAGGCAGCAGCAGCCUCCCCAGGAGCGGGGUGCCCCCCAGCAGCGGCCGCCCCCAGGAGCGGGGUGCCCCCCAGGAGCAGCCUCCCCAGGAGCGGGGUGCCCCCGAGGCAGCAGCGGCCGCCCCCAGCCCCUGCGGGCCGGCCCCCGGCGCGGUGGCGGGGCCGGGGCGGGCCGGGGCGGGCCGGCCCUUUGUUGUGCUGCGGGCGGAGCCCCCCGGAGCCGCCCCCGCACCGCCCCGCACCGCCGGGGGGGGACACCCCGGAGCCGCCCCCGCUGCCUGCGGCUCCCGCCGCGCCUCGGAGCCGCCGAGCGGGUGA